AUGGAGCACAACAGUUACGAUGAGCGAAUAGGGCCGCUUCCCGGGGGUAAUCGCCGGGGCGCGCCUGGAGCUGGGGCUGGGCGUGGCAGUAUGCGGGCCCCCAGCCGCGGCAGACUGGCCCGACCAUCCGGCCAGUCUACUCACGAUCCAUCACCACCAGUUGGCAUGGUAUCGGCAGGGGCUGGGGCAACUCGGUCCCAGCAAUCGGUACCCGCCUCUGGUGGAGUACGGCGCCGCAUGGCAUGGACGAUUGAUAUGAAUAAAAAUGCCAUGCGGGCCUAUUUUAGGGCCUCAGGUUCGGGAACCGGACGGACAGGUUAUCGAGCAGUAAUGUACCGCGAAUUUCUUCGGCUGGAGCCAACUUUGACCGUCACAGAACAAAACCUGGCGGACCGAGUUCGGUACCUACAGCGCUCAGGACUUUUUAGCGCUGCCGAACUCGAGCAAUUACGAUGCGAGGCUGUUCCUCCACUGGAAGAAGAGCCACCCAGGCUGGAGCGCUCUCCUGUUCUCAGCAGGGAAGUUCACAGGGAACCUAGUGCUCAGCAGCCGGAUACGGGUGGUACUGAAAGUGAUUGGGGAACAGCCGCCCUGGAUUUGGAAGCGUUGAGGAGUAGUCUGGAGGAGACGAUUCUGGAAUAUCGCCACGUGCCUCUUGAGCGAAGGCCACGGCUGCCUCGAGUGCCUCUCAGUAUCAAGGUUCGGGAUGCCGUUGGGGCCAUUAACAACAUGCUUCCCUCAUUUUUAGAGGAAAGCGUAGGCCUUUGGGAGACAGACUCAAUUCUCUUCGCUGCCGCAAUGACUGUGUGUCAAUUUGUCGGCGUCAGGAUGCCGCCAACAAGACCCGGCGGUAACCACCAGGUUGGCAGCACUACUCCUAGGACUAGUACUAAGCCAGCCUGGAUGAGGCGAAUUGAGGGUCGUAUAGCAUGGGCCAGGGUCCUCAUCGGCAAACUGACUAGCUUCAGAUCAGGCGUCACAAGGCCGAGAGUGAUGCGCUUUGUCCGAGAAGCAUUCCCCGGUGAGAACAUUUUUGUAGACUCACCGGAGUUUGCACGAAAACUGACAGGGCGCAUCGAUGAUCUGAAGCAGAAGAUAGCUGCUUGGGGCAAGCGGAUUCGGCGAUAUUCCGAAAGGGUGAAGAGGUAUCGGCAGAAUCGUCUCUUCAUGAGUGACCAAAAGAAGUUUUAUAGGACACUGGAGCGUCCUGAUGUGGUCUUGACGGGUGAGCGUCCGGACAAAGCAGAAGUGGUCGCCUUUUGGCGAAGGCUUUGGUCGCAGCCCGUCGAUCACGAAGAGGGUCCAUGGUUCGAAGCGGUCGAGGGAGCAUGUGCAACCAUAGCGCCUAUGAAUCCCAUCAGCAUAUCCGAAGAGGAUGUAGCGGUAGCGGUCCGUAAGGCUCCGAACUGGAAAAGUCCGGGACCGGACGGACUGCAUCAUUAUUGGCUGAAGGGGUUCUGGUGCUGCCACGCUACUCUCGCUCGUCAGUUCCAAAGUGCCCUUGAGAGUGGGACGCUCCCAAACUUCUUAACUACUGGGGUCACUCAUUUAGCUCCAAAGAGCGAUGCUACCGUGGAUCCAUCACAGUAUCGCCCCAUAACUUGUCUUUGUACAAUAUACAAGACUUUAACAUCUGUUUUGAGCUCCAAGAUAAGUCAGCACAUUGUUGAUAACAGUGUGAUGUCUGAGGUUCAGAACGGAUGUAGGGGCGGUAGCCGCGGUAGUAAGGAGCUGCUCCUCAUCGACGCGGUCGCUGGCCAACUUGUCAGACGCAACCGUCGGAAUUUCUCCGCUGCCUGGAUAGACUAUAGGAAAGCGUUCGACUCGGUGCCCCACUCAUGGCUCUCGAGGGUCCUCGAACUGUAUAAAAUUGACAGUGCAGUUCGACACUUCCUCGGGCAAUGCAUGGGAUGUUGGAGAACGAUCCUGAGUCUGGACGGUCGGCGAAUGACGGAUGCGGAUGACCGAAUAGAAAUAAGGCGAGGUAUUUUCCAGGGCGAUUGUCUGAGUCCACUGUGGUUUUGCCUGGCCCUGAACCCUCUGAGUACUCUAUUGGAGAGGUCGGGCACAGGCUUUCAGUUUCGGAGAGGUGGGCCGCGAAUGCCUCACCUUCUCUACAUGGAUGAUCUCAAGCUAUACGGCCCCACAGCUGACAGAUUGACGGAGCUGCUGACAAUCACCAACGAUUUCAGCAGUUCGGUUAGGAUGGAGCUUGGGAUCGAUAAGUGCGCGGUGGUCCAUGUUGAGAGGGGACGUGUCAUGCAUUCUGAUGGCAUUAAUAUUGGCACCAAUCACCUGCGGGUACUCUCCGAGACUGAAACAUACCGGUAUUUGGGCAUGUCACAGACCAUCGGAGUGAAGGAAGCAGACGUGAAACAGGGUGUGUGCGAGGUUUUUUAUGGGCGCCUGAAAAAUGUGCUAAACAGCUAUUUGUCAGGCGUUAAUAAGAUCCGAGCUUAUAACUCCUGGGUCAUGCCUGUUCUGAUGUACACAUUUGGCGUGCUCAAAUGGACUCAGACGGAAUUAGACGCUCUGGAUAGACGAGUCCGCACGACGAUGACCUCUCACCGAAUGCAUCAUCCGAGAUCGUCAGUUAUGAGAUUGUAUGUCCCGCGGAAGUGUGGAGGUAGAGGCCUAUUAAGUGUCAAAACCAUGCACAACCGCGAGAUAUGCAGUCUCAGAAACUACUUUUUGACGAUGACGGAUGACGUAAUUCGUGGAGAGGUUGUCACAUGUGAUAAAGGGCUAACUCCCUUAUCGUUGGCCAAAGAGGAAUGGCGAGACCCGGUGGUGCUUAGCACUUCUGACCGCGAGUCCGUAUGGAAAGAGAAGGAGCUCCAUGGGAGGUUCUUCAAGGUACUCCACGAGCCUUUUAUGGACCUUCGUUCUCUAGACCUGGUAAUUGAAACUACUGGUGACGAUGAGGGAGACGCUUCCGACAGACUUUCAAACGAGCACCCUUCCUCGUACUCUGUGGCCCCUGGCCGGAGUAUCGCAUACCCACCCCGCGGCGAUGAGCUCGCGCUCUCAGAUUGCGAGUCGGACACCCGCUGCUCCUCAGACACCGCUCUCGGUCUGCGUCUACGCACUCCUGUCGGCCAAACCGUACCAAGCUUACUUGAACACGCUGUAGUAAGUGCCUGGGGUCGCUCAGCAGGCCAUGCAGACGCUGUCCGCGCCACCAAGUGA
Hyposmocoma kahamanoa is the source of this 3189-nucleotide messenger RNA. RefSeq lists its product as uncharacterized. NCBI's taxonomy places the organism in Eukaryota, Metazoa, Arthropoda, Insecta, Lepidoptera, Cosmopterigidae. The transcript is spliced from 2 exons. The coding region runs from base 1 to 3189 and encodes 1062 amino acids. The record is from RefSeq and is a predicted model, not a curated record.